Molecule: messenger RNA, 482 nt
Organism: Bactrocera tryoni
Lineage: Eukaryota; Metazoa; Arthropoda; Insecta; Diptera; Tephritidae
Gene: ND-B8
Product: NADH dehydrogenase [ubiquinone] 1 alpha subcomplex subunit 2
Exons: 3
Coding region: 108-398 (96 amino acids)
Source: RefSeq, a predicted model, not a curated record
AUCUGACACAUCUCUAUUACAAAGUUCAAUCAAAAUUGUUUCUAAAUGUCAAAAAUAUAAACAACAGUUCGCAGUAACAAAAGAGACAUAACAACCAGAGUUAAAAAAUGCGUGCUUCUAUUGUUCGUUUGACUAAAGUGUCUCCAAAAUUAAAGGAGCUACGUAUACAUCUUUGUCAAUCGGGUGAAGCUUCAAAAGGAGCAAGGGAAUACGUGGAGAAAUUUUAUCCAAAUCUUAAGAAGAACAACCCAGAAUUGCCCAUUUUAAUUCGAGAAUGUUCAGGGAUUCAGCCGCGACUAUGGGCACGAUAUGUUCUAGGUAAAGAAACUUCCGUUCCUUUGACAAAUCAAUCGGCACCAGAAAUUCAAAAGCAAGUUGAAGCUGUAGCAAAAGCGUAAAUUUAUAUAUUUUUGACUACAAGCCAAAAUUGUUAACAUAUGUUUAUCUAAAUAAUAAAAUAUAAUAAAGAAACAUCAACCAUA